AUGGUGAAACCAUCGGAUUUCAAAGCAAUCCACGGCUUUAUCCGGUCGCAUUACACCCGGGUCAACCCGGUCACCACCCACCGGUCAAACCCAUCGAGCAGUAUCGCUUCCCACCUCCACACCAGGCUCACCUCCUUCCACAGCUUAUCCCCCAAACCCACUGGCUUAUCUCAGCUCCUCUCUCAAAAGCUUCAACCUUUGGGUUUGCCACGUGUGAAAAACGCGAGCUUUGCGUUUGCGUUUAGGUUCGUGUCCACUAAGAGCUCUGGGUUUCGUAAAGUCGAUGGUAGCUUUGCGAGGAAGGUUGUUGACAAGCCCGUGAAAGCCGUUAGCUCUAGCUUCGCUAGGUACCGUGAGGCUAUGGGUUUGCACGUUGACGCGUUCUGGAAGAAGAACAGUCUUGUUUUGUAUGGAGCUGGUGGUGUGUUUGUGUGUAUCUUCCUUUGGAGGAUUAUGUUUGGGAUUGCUAGUACCUUUGUUGGGCUCUCUGAGGGUAUGGCUAAGUAUGGGUUUCUAGCUCUCUCCUCGGCCAUUGUAGCGUUUUCUGGACUAUACCUGCGGUCAAGGUUCACAAUAAAUCCGGAUAAAGUUUACAGGAUGACAAUGAGGAAGAUCAACACAGCAGCUGACAUUCUGGAAGUAAUGGGUGCUCCUCUGUCAGGAUCAGAUUUGAGAGCUUAUGUGAUGUCAGGUGGUGGCAUAACCUUCAAGAAAUUCAAGCCAACGAUUAGGAGCAAGCGUUGCUUUCUCCUGUUCCCCGUUCAAGGCUCUGAGAGAAAGGGACUUGUUAGCGUCGAAGUUAAGAAGAAGAAAGGCCAGUAUGACAUGAAGCUUUUGGCGGUGGACAUUCCAAUGGCCUCUGGUCCUGACCAACGGUUAUAUCUGAUUGGAGAUGAAGAAGGGUACAAAGUCGGUGGUGGUUUGAUCUCUGAGCUAAGAGACCCUGUUGUGAAAGCCAUGGCAGCGACUAAGGAGUUCGAUAACCUUGACAGAAUUGAAGAGGAGGAAGACGCUGAAAGAGAACUUCAAGAAGCUGAAAGAAAGCACCGUGAGGAGAUUGAGAAGCUCGAAAAAGAGAGCUCUUAAAAUUGGUUUUUUUUACUUCACUGGAAUACUUGAAAACGUUUCUUUCACAUCUUCACUGGUUAUAAUAAAAGAACAACAACACCUUGUAUCACCAAAGACUCUUUUGUCUUGUAUCAGAGUAUGCUACACUGAUCUGUGAUCUACAUUGAUGUAGAAUGAGUAGCAAUGGACUACACUUCUGAACCAUUUA
Molecule: messenger RNA, 1276 nt
Organism: Brassica rapa (field mustard)
Lineage: Eukaryota; Viridiplantae; Streptophyta; Magnoliopsida; Brassicales; Brassicaceae
Cellular component (GO): intracellular membrane-bounded organelle
Source: RefSeq, a predicted model, not a curated record